AUGAUGAACAGAGAUAAUGAUAUUUGUUAUGCCAUCCUUGAUGAAGAUUCAUAUGAUAUUACCGGUGAUAGUAUUAGAUGCGUGGAAGAUUGGUUUGAUGCAAUGGAGAAUGACUUAAUUUCGGAGAAAGCAAGUGUUAUGCAAUCUGUUCUAAGAGUUCUAAGAUUACUAGAUGUAUCUGAAUCAAAGGCUGACGUUGAAAGAGUGAUUAUGAAGAUGAGAGAAAAAUCUAGUGAACAUGAUGAUGUAGCAAAAAGUUGUAUGAUGUGUCUGAAAGCACUAUAUGGCACAUAUUUACAUGUAGAUUUUCUUUUAAAUUUACUUGAUUCUAUUCUCCUUCCUGAAGUUGUUAGCUUCUUUUUUAAUUCUGAAUUACGUGAAUCAUCUGCAAUUGUAUUGUUAGAAUUAAUUGAAAAUCGAUUUCUAUCAACGGAAGCAAUAGAAUCGACGGUUGUUCCUGGGAUGUUUUCAUUUCUCAAACAUUUUAUUUUCUCAAAGAAUAAAGGAGGACAUCUCCCACCGGAAGCUGGAUCAACAAAAGCUAUUUAUAAUGCUUCGCAUAUUAUAACGAAGGUAAUUGAGCAAAUUGAUAGAUUCUCUGAUAAAUGGGUUGCUGAAGAGUUUUUACCUCAAUUUUCUACAAUGCUUGGCCAAAGAGAUCCAUCAAUAAGAAAAAUUUGUUUGCAAAGUACAAAAACACUUAGUAAUUUAUUUGGUAUUACAUUUACAGAACAAUGUCUUUGUCCUUAUUUAUUGUCUGCUGCUGAUGAUUGUGAUUGGAGUAUACGUAAAACUGCAUGUGAAAUUUUUCCUGAUAUAACGAAGAAUGUAACAAAAAAUUUUAAAAAAAAACAUUUAGUUGAGAUGUUUAUAAAUUUGACAAAAGAUGGAAAUGAAUGUGUAGCACAGAUUGCCUUUCAACAAAUGAGUGCCUUUAUUGAUGCCUUUAUAGAUAAUGGUGAGACAGAUGUCAAUUCAAAAUAUACCUUAACAACAGUCUUUCCACCUAGAAAUGAUUUUCUUUUGAAAACGGGUUUACAAGUAAGAUUUUAUAUUCCAAAUUGCCAUUCAAUUAUUAAUGACAUAUCAAAAUAUCCUAUAUUUGGAGCGUUUUCCGGUGAAAAAGUUAAUAGUAGUGAUACCUCAUCAUUAGAAAAAACAUUUACGUUAUUAGAUGAGGAUGAAAGAUCGUACCAAUUAUGUCUUUUAUAUGAUAAUGUUAAUACUUGUUCUUUAGAUAAUAUUAAAAAAAAAACUGGAAAUGGUGAAAUUGAACUAAUUAAAAUGAUGAAAAAUUUAAAAUUAAAAGAAGGACUUAUUACUGAAAAUAAUAUUAAUGAAAAAAAUGAUGAAAUAAUUAUAAGAAGUUUACUUGAAGAAUUAAUUGAAGUUGUUGUAAAAGAUGAAUUUAAUUAUAAAUUUCAAAUGAAGGAUGAUUCUGAUACUGAGAAUAACUUUGGAGUUUAUGAUAUGGAAGAAAAUACUAAAGAAUUGUAUUCAAAAAGUGUAGAAGAAUAUGAUGCUUUUGUUGAGUCAUUUGAUGUAGCUACAAAAUAUCGCCAAAAUAGAUCAAGUGGUUAUUUUAAUGUUUAUGGAGUAUCUGAUGCCAUAAGUUUAGAAGAUAGUGAAUCAAUGUUUAAUAACUUAAGUGAUAAAGAGACAUCCAUUGAUGAUGAAUAUUCAUCAUUUUAUUUAGAAUCAUUAAGUAAUACAAUAGAAAGAGCAGUUGAAGUUGCUAAAUACUUAAAUAAAGAUGAAAUUAAUUAUAUAAAAACUUUACCAGAAUUACCUAUACCAAAAUGUAUAUUAAAAUUGUAUCUAGGUGUUGAAAUUAUUGGAAAAUAUGCCAAAGGUGCAUGGAUAAUAAGAUGUGCAGAAACAAUAGUUAAAAUAUUAAAAAUUAUUGGUCGUGAAAAUUGGCCUCUUCUUAAAGGUGUUUAUUUCUUUUUACUAUAUGAUGUUGGUGAAAGAGUUAGUAGAAUAUUGGCUGAAAAUAUUGGUGAAUUAGCUGAAAUAUUAUGCCCACAAUUAGAAGAUGAUGUAAUUAGAGUAUAUGAUAACUUAAGAACCUGUGACUAUGAAACUCAAAGUAUUCUCAUAUCAAAUAUUUCACAAUUAGUUAAAAUGUUAAGUUGUAAAGGACAAAAUAAAGUUUGUCGAGAGCUUCAUCAUUUUGGAAUUAGGAAUGUUGAUUCAUCACAUAGAUAUAAAUGGAGAAAUAGAGAUGUUUAUAUGCAAGAAUGUUGUAAUAUGGUCGAUUAUGUUUCACUUGAAACUGUUAAUGAUUAUUUUGUGCCUUCUGCAAUGUCAUUGGCUACUGAUCAAAUAGCUCAAGUUAGACAUUCUGCAACUAAUUUAUUAUCAAGAAUUUUUAUAAAAUUCAUUAUUUCAGAAUUAAUGAUUGCUGAGCAAAAUAAUGAAUCUUGUACUGAUUCAUCAGAUAUGCCAUUAACAGAUGGUUUAUUAACUGAUUUAAGAGUUGGUUUUCGUAAAUCAAUAGACUGGAAGAAGCGUCAGGUUUACAUGAAAUUUUGUGAAUUUGUUCUUAAUGAUUCCUCAGUUCCAAGUGAAUUUAUUCACUCAACAUUAUGGAAAGACAUAUCAAUAUUAGCCAAAGAUCAUGUUAUUAACGUUAGAAUAAUUUUAUCACGAAUUAUCAAAAAUUCUUCCUCAUUUGUUUGGUCAAUGAAUAAUGAUUUGAUUAAAGAUGUUGAAAGAACUGUUAAUAGUAGACAUUUAUUUGAAUAUGAUCCACAAUUAAAAAGUGAAAUGAGAACAAUUAAUAACAAUCUUUUAAUUGAUGAAUGGGAUUUUUUAAAAGAACGUCGGGAACGUAUAAUUGAUCAACAAAAUAAAUUUUAUGAACAUAUGGCAUUAUUAAAAUGUGGUUUUCCUGAUCCAUAUGGAAUUAAAUUAGAUAAUACAGGUUUUUCUGCUGAUAAUUCUGAUAUGGAAAUAUCUGAUGAAAGUAACGCGUGA
Strongyloides ratti is the source of this 2979-nucleotide messenger RNA. Its product is annotated as Serine/threonine-protein phosphatase 4 regulatory subunit 1. The record is from RefSeq and is a predicted model, not a curated record. The transcript has 4 exons. The coding region runs from base 1 to 2979 and encodes 992 amino acids. Lineage: Eukaryota; Metazoa; Nematoda; Chromadorea; Rhabditida; Strongyloididae. Gene Ontology annotation, molecular function: protein phosphatase regulator activity. Gene Ontology annotation, biological process: protein dephosphorylation.